Molecule: messenger RNA, 1155 nt
Organism: Phytophthora sojae
Lineage: Eukaryota; Oomycota; Peronosporomycetes; Peronosporales; Peronosporaceae
Exons: 1
Coding region: 1-1155 (384 amino acids)
Source: RefSeq, a predicted model, not a curated record
AUGGAGACGACUAUUGAAGUGAUCGAGUGGUGCUUUUGGAGUUCGUUGGUGCUGUGGCGCGUCGCGCUCACGGUGCUGUGCAAAUAUUGGUGGGUGACCGUUUUGUUGGUCGUGGGCGCGAUUGGCGGAGUGGUGACGAGGCCGCUGUGGAGUAUCGCGGGUCGACUGCUCGGCGCAGUCUUCGCCUUCGUCUACAAGUGGUCUACGCUGGCGCGGGUGUGCCUGAGGCGCUACCGUCGCUUUGUGAACGGCCCGGCCGUGCGAGGUCGACCGGCUGCGGAACGGAGAUGGAAAGCGUUCGAAGCAAUUUGGGCAACGCCCAUGAUCGUGUUGGAGGCUCGUGGAGAACACACCGAAGGCCUCGGCAGGCUGCUACACAAGUGGUUGGAAGCGUAUCACGCGUUGUGGUGCGUCUUCUUGCCUGACGUAAUGGAGCUCAGCUGCAAGUCGACGGCCAAGUACUGGAAAGGGUCCAAGGCCGAGUGCAGGCGGACGGUCGACCGUGCGAGCUGUGUGUGUCGUGGGUUCUGGGCGUUCCUGUCACUGCUGGCUUACGCCCUCUUCUACACGGUCGUGUUCGUGUACGACUUCGUGGAGCGAGUGUGCCAAGGAACGGUGGGCGUCGCAGUGCUCCUGCUGACGCUGAACUACAUGUUGGCUGAUGGAGGUCUAGUCGUCGGCGACGGGCUCGUGCCCGACGAGACGGUAGUGCGGUGGAGAUGUUAUGUGAUGGCGACCUGCGUGGCCAGCCACUUGCUGAAAUGGUAUGAGGCGACUUCGGGCGGGAGUUCGCCAUUGAAGAUGGCCGAGGACCGCUACUCGAAAUGGCAGCAAGACUUGGAAGAGCUGGAGCAAGCUGAGCGCUUGAGCGAAGCGUUCUGGCGUGCGGACGGCUGCGUAGGCGAUAGGAAACCUGUGAGGACGCUCAGCGGGUUGCGCGCCGAACAGCGAGAGCUGCGUGCCAAGAUGCGAGCUGACAAGCUGGAAGCUGUUCGACGAGGACGUCGAGUUUCAGUCGGGGAGGAUGUCCCGAGUAGGAACGGUGGUGACCGUUCCUACUACACGGACGACCGUUCGACCAGCGAUCGAAUUCUGGAGGAUCAGCUGUUGGACGAUGCGGUGAGCGGGCAGUCAUCCAUUUCGGAGGGGCGCUGA